AACAGGAAAAAAGGGCAUUGGCCACUCACUUUCAAUGGGAAAUUGGCGGGAUCAUCUGGCAGGCAGUGUCUUUUGCAAAGAGAGGAAUGUGCUGCAGCAGCCGGUGAAAGAGAGGCAGCCCUCUCGGUUUCCCGGCCCUACGCCGGGUGGACACGACCACUGGCUUCUCGGGAGGGCGAUUUUUGCCGGCGGUGAUGGCGAGAGGGAGUUGGCUGCUUGGAACGGCACGAUGAAGAGGGAAAUGCAUACCGUGCAGGUGCGGCUUCGAGACCGUCGCUGGUGAACUUGGGAUUUGGGGUCCGUUUCUCCCCAUGCACAACAGCCGGCUGCCUGAACCAAAGCCCUGAAUGGUGGCUUUGUCCCAAAUCCUCAGCGUAUGGAAUCUGAGGGCUGUUUACCUUUAAGAGUGGGAUCUCUGGGGAUGUGGAGCCCAACUGGAAUUCCCAACUCCGCUUCCCGGCUGGAGCCUUCCACGGCCCACGAGUCUCGCAGCCAAGCAGGUGCCGAGGAAGUUUUUGAACACUGGGCGAACGCGCAGAAUUUGGCUUAUAUUUUGGCAAGGUCUACAGCCACAAUCAGCAGACCACGGCAUUUAGACAUCCUGUGACUGGGCAGAUUUCUCCCGAAAACCUUGAAUUCAUCCUGCAAGAAGAGCAGAAUUCACACAUGUCUAAGCAAGAGACAAACCAAAGGCCCUCCAGCAUGGUCAGCGAAACAUCCACUGCCGGAACCGCGUCCACCCUGGAUAUGAAGCCCGGGCCCAAGGUCCUUAAGUACAGCAGCAGCAAAGUUCACAGCUUUGGGAAGAGAGACCAGGCCAUCCGAAGGAACCCAAAUACCCCGGUCGUGGUGAGGGGAUGGCUGCACAAACAGGAUAGCACUGGAAUGAGGCUAUGGAAGAGGAGAUGGUUUGUGCUUGCUGACUAUUGUUUAUUUUACUACAAAGACAGUCGAGAAGAAAACGUUUUGGGUAGCAUACCUUUGCCCAGUUAUGUCAUCUCUCCAGUUACACCGGAAGACCGUAUAAACCGCAAGUAUUCCUUUAAGGCGGUCCACGACGGGAUGCGGGCGCACAUCCCUAACAGCUCUGUGAUUGGCUCCCAGGCCGAGCACUCGGGGAUGCGCACCUACUACUUCAGCGCGGACACGCAGGAAGACAUGAACGUCUGGGUCCGGGCCAUGAACCAGGCGGCGCUGGUGCAGUCUCGCACGGCGCUCAAGAGGGAGGCGGAGAAAGCGGAGCGGCCGAUGAUCUCCCAAGCGAACCACAAGGCAGUGCCCUGCCGGGCCGACCCCCAGCGGGCAGACGACACCUUUGGCUUCGAGCGUCGGGAAGAGCUGAGGCGAGAGUGGGAGUUCGAGGAUCGCUAUGGCUUCAAGAGAGACCAGGCGGAGGGCAGGAGGGAGCGGAGCAAGUCCCGGCCCCCGUGCCCCCUGCCCGAGGAGGACGCGGUGUUCGGGGACCCCCCGGGUCCUUCAAGGGCCCAGCGGCCGGAGAAGAACGGCCUUCUGCCCUCUGAGCAGAACGGCACUGGAGGGUACAAGAGGGCGUAUGCGGGCAGGGCCCCCGCCGAGAAGCACAGCCAGCGGCAGAGCAGCCUGGCGCAGGUCGAGCACUGGGUCAAAGUGCAGAAAGGGGACACAAAGAGCCUCGCCUCGGAGCAGACCCUCCCCCGCCAGGGCCCCAGCCAGUCCCUGUCCUUCCCGGACCCGUACCACAGCUUGCCCCAGCAGAAGAACGGCAGCCGGCAGGUGUCGGGCAGCUCCCUGGGCCCGCUGCAGAGCCUGCCCGGCGACUACAAGUACGCCCAGGACCGCACGAGCCACCUGAAGAUGUCCCGCGAGGAGCGGCGGGCCCACAGGGACGACACCGUCUGGCAGCUCUACGAGUGGCAGCAGCGCCAGCAGUUCCGGCACGGCAGCCCCACCGCCCCCGUCUUCGCCGCCUCCGCCUCCCCGGACCUUGCCGGCCACGGCCGGAGCAGGAGCCUGCUGGAGGUGCCCCGCUCCAUCUCCGUGCCCCCGUCCCCCUCGGACGGCCCCCCGCCUGGGCCCCCCAGGGCCUUCCUCCCCCGGCGGCCGCACACGCCGGCCGAGCGGGUCACGGUGAAGCCUCUCGACGAGGAGCUGGGGCCCGAAGCCUCCCUGGCGGGCUCUCCCAGAAAGAUGCGCGGCCACAUGGUCAAGAACUCCUCUCACGUGGACAGGCGCUCCAUGCCCUCCUUGGGGUACAUGACCCACACGGUCAGUGCCCCCAGCCUCCACGGGAAAUCGGCGGAUGACACCUACAUUCAGCUGAAGAAAGACCUGGAGUAUCUGGAUCUAAAAAUGACAGGGAGAGACACCCUCAAGGAGCGGAGUUUAAAACCUGUGAAGAUUGCCGAGAGCGACAUUGAUGUCAAACUAAGUGUUUUCUGUGAGCAAGAUAGAAUCCUGCAGGACUUGGAGGACAAGAUCAGGGCUCUGAAGGAGAACAAAGACCAGCUGGAGUCUGUGUUGGAGGUUUUGCACAGGCAGAUGGAGCAGUACAAAGACCAGCCCCAGCACUCCGAAAAAAUCUCUUACCAGCAGAGGCUCCUCCAGGAGGACCUGGUGCACAUCCGAGCUGAAAUAUCCAAAGUUUCGACGGAAAUGGAAAAUGCCUGGAAUGAAUACCUGAAGCUGGAAAACGAUGUCAGCCAGUUGAAGCAAACAUUGCAGGGGCAAAUGAACAGAACAUUUUUGUCUCAGGAGAAAUCACAGAUUCAGAAGGAUCUCUGGAGAAUUGAAGACGUUACCGCCGGCCUAAGUGCGAAUAAAGCGAACUUCAAAAUCCUGGUCGAGUCGAUCAAGAAUCCAGAGAGAAAAACGGUGCCUUCCAUCCCUCAGCCCUCAGUGCCUUGUCUCUCAGCUCCUCUCGCGUCCCAGGAGGACAAGCUCUGGGCCCAGCAGAGCCCUCCGACGAGCCCGGCCAGGGUCCCUCUGGAGACCAAGUUGUUCCCCCAGCUGCAGACCUACAUCCCCUAUCGGACUCACCCGCCCCAGCUGAGGAAAGUCGAAUCUCCCCUUCAGUCACCCACGAAGCUCAAGCCAAAGGUCGAAGACGAGGCCCCUCCCAGACCACCGCUCCCGGAGCUGUACAGCCCCGAGGACCAGCCCCCAGCCGUGCCGCCUCUGCCCCGGGAGGCCGCCGUCACCAGGCACCUGUCCGUGCGUGGCCUGAAGCGGCAGUCGGACGAGAGGAAGAGGGACCGUGAGCUGGGCCAGGCCGUGAAUGGAGACUACCGGAUGGAGCUACGUUCAUACAUGAGUGAGCCGGAGCUGGGAGCCGCGAGCGGGGACGCCGGCCAGCCCCCACUGGGCUUCGUGGGGUCUGAUGGUGGAUACCAGACGCUGCCCGGCAGAGGUCUCUCGGGAUCCACCUCCAGACUCCAGCAGUCAUCCACCAUCCCGUCCUACGUCACCCUUCGGAGGGGCUUAAAUGCGGAUAGCUCCAAGAGGCCUAAGAGCGCCCUAGAGCGCCUCUACUCUGGGGACCAUCAGAGGGGCAAGAUGAGUGCCGAGGAGCAGCUGGAGCGGAUGAAGCGCCACCAGAAGGCCUUGGUGCGGGAGCGGAAGAGGACCCUGAGCCAGGGAGAGAGGCAGAACAUCAUUGCCCCCUCACGCGGCCCACCCCGGCUCGGCCCCGCCGACAGCACCUCACAGUGGAAGCGAGAACAAGAAUUUGAUUUGCAAUUGCUUGAGAGGGCGAUGCGUGGAGAAGAAAAAGAUGAAAACGGCUGGCUGAAAAUCCAGACAUUUCCAGUGACAGAAAUGGACGUAGAACCCGAAGACUAUGACUUGGACAUCAGCAGAGAGCUGUCCAAACCUGAGAAGGUCUCCAUCCCAGAGAGGUACGUGGAUCUGGAGCCAGAGGAACCUCUCAGUAUGGAAGAAUUGGAGGCAAGAUACCGCAAAGCUGAGAAGAUACGGAGUCUCCUCACCCGAUCCAGGCACCCGCUGCCCUCCCCUACUGCCCUCACCGCCAGCCAGGACAGGCGGCACUCCGGGGAUCUGGAUUCCCAGCUGCAGGAGCAGGAGCGCAUUAUCACCAUCUCCUCUACCCUGGCAUCUGAGGCCUCACAGCGGAGCAAGCAGGUGGCAGCCAAAGCCGGCACUGAACACUGAGACCCGAAGCCGUCCACCACGGGCUUCAGACCCCCCGCUCCAACCAAGGAAAACCCAGAAGCCAAGGAGCAGCUCAGUGUCUGAACCACCCGCUGACCCAAGACCCAAGACCUGCACCACACGUGUUUCCGAAUGUUCCAGGCAAAGCGGUUUCGAUCCCCCCGGCCUAGCACCGACACUGCUUUUUUGAAACCAAAUCCAUUUCAUCACUUUGGUCUGGUGCUGAGGAGAUGGGAAGUAGUUCUGACAAUCUGGUUGAAUUUCAGCUGCCUCAACCAGAGGCCCCCAGGGCGGAUUUUGAAGGCUCGGGGAAGUCGUGGCACUGUGAAGUGGGGGAGACUGGAGCACGCAGGCACUAGAGCGUCAGAUGAAUUUGAGCGGGAAAAUUUCACUCAGGCAAAGCCUGAGCAUCACAGAAAGAAGAGCGGACAGUUUGUCGAGGAGCCUUCUGGAGGGGAAGAUUCCUAUGGAAAGCAGACAUCAGCCUUUGGCUUAAAUGCCAAGAGCCAGCUUGGGUUGAGCUGCACUUGGACCAGAGUUGGGGGGGCAUUCACUGCACAGAUGGGGAUGUGAAGAGACCCUUCUACACGGACCCUCCCUACCCAGCUUCCUGCUACUCCCCCCAGCCACCCCCACUGCUGCUUCGAUCGUCUCGAUCUCCCACUGGAAGCGAGGAAUUCAGUCUCCUUAGAAAAACGAAGAAUGGAAUCUGGAAAUGAAAGCAGGAACGGGAAAGCAGUUGACAGAACAGACCUGGAAGCAACAGAAUGGACACCUCGAAAGUUCCUGUCUCCCUUUUUAAUCAUCAAAAAAUAAAAAGCAAAAUGAGGUAGAUUUGUCACAUGUCUCCCAAAGGUACUCUGAAGUCCCACACCAGGGCAUUUGACUCAUCAGGCCUGGGUGUGAAUCCCGAUUUUGGCAGCAGACACCAGCAAAUAUUGGACAGAGUAGGGUCCCUUGGUGGGCGGAGUCUGCAGAGACCACCGUCAGAAGGCCCGUGGCCUCUGGACCCCCGUCCUGAGGGAGAAAACCACUCAAACACUUUCAGCAUCCCGGGUGAGACGGCUCACUUGUCUUUUGCUACCUUCAAAUAACGGUUAAGAAAUGGAUUCGUCUAUGAGUCUACUAAGAUGGUAAUUCAUAUUGUAUUUUGAUUACUCAGAUAAAAGAAAUAUUCUCAAGAAAUCUAUUUAGAAGAUGCAGUCUAUUUUUAACUAACUCUGUAUACUACCAGUGUCAACUUGGUUAUGUUUUUGCCAAAAUAAAAUGAUUUUAUUUUUUGCCUUUUUAAGAAAUUUUGUUGGGGGAAAGAAAAGGAAACCAAAAUGAGUAUUUUACAAGGAAACAUUAAUUUAAAUAAAAAUGUAAUGGUUUGCAAACUAUGUCUAUGUACAGAUUAAAGUAUUAACACGAUUCGC
Molecule: messenger RNA, 5564 nt
Organism: Ornithorhynchus anatinus (platypus)
Lineage: Eukaryota; Metazoa; Chordata; Mammalia; Monotremata; Ornithorhynchidae
Gene: PLEKHA7
Product: pleckstrin homology domain containing A7
Exons: 27
Coding region: 667-4146 (1159 amino acids)
Biological process (GO): zonula adherens maintenance; cell-cell adhesion mediated by cadherin; pore complex assembly
Cellular component (GO): zonula adherens; pore complex
Molecular function (GO): protein binding
Source: RefSeq, a predicted model, not a curated record